AACGAAAAAAACAGCAGCACAAGCUCAAGCCAAAAGACCCUGGGAGGAGACGAAGCGGCAAACCCAUUUCCUCGAUUUCCUGUUAUUUCCUUUUAGCAUGCGCGCGCGCUUAUUUGUUGUUUCGUUCGUUUCUCAAUGCCGGCGUGGAUCAAAGCUUUUCGGGAAGAGACUCGCCUAGGCCUCGUGUUGGGUUUUGGACGUGUUUCGACAAGCGUUUGGGUCUGCACUACACUACACUACCACGUACACUACUUCUUCGCUCGACGCAGCUACGCUCUCGCACGCACGCAUGCUCGCACGUACGCUCUUCGCGCUCAGGCACGCUACGCUACUUACGCUAUGUGGCGCAUUCACGGCGUUUUUGCGCUUUUUGCUUGGCCCUCUCUCUAUCUCUGCUCUCUGCCUUACUCUGCUUCUGCUUCUUCGCGUUGGUGGGGGGCUCAGUAGGGAGAUAUUGGGACUGUCUGUCGUCGUCUUGUCUUGAUCUGGCUGUCGUCGUCGUCGUCGUCGUCGUUUUGGUUGUAGCUCGGCUAUUUUACUACACGGUUUUUUUCGGCCUUGCCAUACUCUUCUCCACUACUACUCUUGUCUUGUCUUGUCUUGUCCUGUCCUAUCCUGGCUUGUCUUGGCGCUGUCUUGUCUUGUCUUGUCAUCGGCAUCAGUUGUUUGUUGGGUCUCUACCUAUGCACACAUUCACACUCUUACUCAUACUCAUACACUCAUGCACAUACGCAUACACUUACACUUAUACCUGUACGGCCUGUACCUACUAUACCUACUACUGCACCUAAUAUCCCCCUCCCUCUUUCUUGCACUACUACACUGCUUUUACUUUUACUUCUACUACUUCUACGUCUACUGCUUCUACACUUCUACUGCUGCUAUUAUAGACUGAUACAUAGACUCACUCCUACGAAG
This is a messenger RNA of Aplosporella prunicola CBS 121167, 918 nucleotides long. RefSeq lists its product as uncharacterized. The coding region runs from base 136 to 447 and encodes 103 amino acids. NCBI's taxonomy places the organism in Eukaryota, Fungi, Ascomycota, Dothideomycetes, Botryosphaeriales, Aplosporellaceae. The record is from RefSeq and is a predicted model, not a curated record. The transcript has a single exon.